Messenger RNA from Salarias fasciatus (jewelled blenny), 3734 nucleotides. RefSeq names its product lebercilin-like. The record is from RefSeq and is a predicted model, not a curated record. Lineage: Eukaryota; Metazoa; Chordata; Actinopteri; Blenniiformes; Blenniidae. Gene Ontology annotation, cellular component: axoneme. Gene Ontology annotation, biological process: intraciliary transport. Bases 186 to 2534 code for a protein of 782 amino acids. The transcript has 9 exons.
AAAGCUCGAGGCGUGGACGGGGAGAAGUGCUCUCAAAACACCCCUGGUCGCCACGGAUUAUGCUCUUCUUGUUUCUGUGAUGGCGUGUGUUCGUUUUUAAAGCGUCAGCCAUGGUCGUUUAUUUCCACAAAGGGCUGACAACGAAUCCUUUUCAAUUCUAACGUUCAGCUUCUGAAAGUGACAGCAUGGAAUCUGAAAACAUGCCCGAUCCAUAUGAAGACAACAGGGAUGUCAGUCUUCAGAACACAAAGAGAGAUUCUCGUGCAUCGUCCUCACACAAGCACAACAAGCACCAGCAGGACAAGAAUGACAGCGAUGAAGAAAAAGAGUCCAGUGUCCAGAGUAGAUCAAAAACAAGAACUCGGCAUUCAGAUCCAGACCGGGAUCAGGUGUCGGAUGGAGAGACGGGAAGACGGAGCAUCGAGUCGUUUUACUCAGAGGAUUAUGAGAACGAGUCUCUGUCAGAUCGUUCAUGUUCACCAUACUCACCGUCGCGGACCCCAUCCCCUGUUCCACGAAGAGGGCUGCAAGCAAAGAGGGCAAACAGUCUUCUGCAGAAAACAGGUGUUGUAGGAUCUCGCGGUAUGUCCCGCCCACAGCGACCCGGUGGCCAGCCUCUGACCCAGCAGCUUCGCAGGGGCGUGCGUUCGCAAAGCAAAGAGUCCAUUCCACCGAAAGAUCUGGACCUGGUCACCAAGCGGAUGCUCUCGGCCCGCCUCCUGAAGAUCAAUGAACUGCGUAAUGCGCUGGCCGAACUGCAGCAGCGCACGGAUGAGCUGCAGAAGGAAAAUCGAAUUCUCCGACAGCUUCAGGUGCGUCAGGAGAAAGCCCUGCAGCGCUACGAUGACACUGAAAGCGAGAUCUCCCAGCUGCUCACGCGCCACUCCAACGACAUGCAGGUGUUGCGUGAGAGACUCCGGCGCACGCAAGAGCGCGAGCGUGCGGCCGAGAAGCGGCUGAAGGACCGGGAGGAGCAGCUGCAGAGGAGUCAAGUGACCAUUGGACGGCUGAAAAAGCUGGUCAGCCAGCGAGAAUUAGGAGAAAGGGACGAGCUAAAUCGCAGGCUGGAGGAAGAGAAGACACGGGCGCAAGAGGCAGAGCGGAAGAUCAGGGAACUGGAGCGCAGCAUAGAGCUGAGCAACAGCAGCUUCCAGAGGCAGCUGGUAGCAGAGAAGAAGAAAACCAUCAGCGCUCAUGAGGAGAUCAAAACUCUGCAGGAAGAGCUGGAUCAGCUCACCAAUAAACUCAGGGACAAGGAGAGAGAACUCGAUGCCAAAAAUAUUUACGCUAACCGCAUGGCGAAACCUGCGCUGAGGAAGGAGGCUGACAUCGGCUCAGGGAGGAAAGUACCCAGCAGGAGUAGCAGCAAGGCAGUUCAGACAGAAGGCAGGGCGUCAAGUCUGGACUUUCCCACUCCUCCUCCCGCCAUCAGUGAUGUCCACGAGUCCUGCGAUCAGGCACCCGACGAGUAUCUGUCGCUCAAGGAGCUGAACAGAGCGGACAAACAGGCAGACGCUGGCAGCAGGCUGCCCGACUGGGAGGAACAGAGCAGCAAUGGGAAAGGCAGAGAUAAGGAGAAAGAACUGGUGAAAGAAGAGCAGAAACAGGCGCUGAGCGCGCUCGAAGAGAAGGCAAAGAUACUAAGAGAAGAGUCUAAGAAAGAAAAGGAUGAAGACAGAAAGGAGACAAACUUCCUCCUAAACAUGACCGAGAAAGAAAGCUACAGGAGGCUCGGUCACGUUCAAGAAGAGGUGGAGAAGUGGAACCAGGAGAAUCUAGCCAGUCAGCAAGCGGCGGAGGAGGCACGGCGCAGGAAAGACAAGCUGCUGGCUAAGAUGAGGGAAAUCGACUUUCAAAACCACGGAGUCCAGGACGUGAUGUUUGGUGGGUCGGGUCGCUCCCAGUCCAGUCACGCCUCUGGAGAUCACUCUGCCUCGCGUCCUCCUGAGCAGAGGAAACGGGACUCUUUCAUCUUCCUCACAGAGUCGGAGGGGUCGGGACCCGGCGGUGCUGGGAGCAAAGACAGCGGCGGGAGGAGGCCCGGCGUGGAGAGCGACGCCGUCGCCACGGGGCCGGGGAGGAGAGGACUCCGGUCUCAGAUCUCCAGCGAUGACUUGGCGUUUGGCAGCUACGCUCCGUCUUUCGGGAAUUCGGGUUCCCGGGCUUCCCUCGGAUUCCCUCCGCCUCCCCCCAAGGAAGACCGGGAAUCCGCUUCGGAUGCAGUCGGAGUGUUCAGCCUCAGAGAGGCGGAGCCAGAAAAAGCAGCAGGAAAGGACAAGAAGGCCAGCCUCAUGCAGCAGCUCUUUGGUGCACCCAACACAUCACCUGCUGGCGGCGGCGGUACAACGGAGGCCUUCAACAGUCCUCCAGCCAUCAAUGGGGUGCGUUCACGAAGGGAAGGGCUGCUCAGCUUCAGCUCAGGGUCUUCCACUCCUCCAGCAUCCUCCGUGAACAGCGUGCAUGUUGCAGACAGCAGACCAGCCGUCUGCGCCAUCGCUUCCUUUGAUGAUGACCUAGAAGAACUCACUUUAUAAGUUUAUAUUAACACCGUUCCUCUGCAGGGAAUCCUCUGAGAUGUGAGUGCUAACCACUACACAUCCAUGUCAUUUUUUGUAUUAUCAAAAGAAAUGGUGAACUUAAUGACUUUCGUUUGUUGCACUUUCAUAAUUUCAAACAAUUGUCUGCACACUUUUCUUUUUCUGGAAAAAUGUGACCAAAAAGUAAUUUCCCAAAUUAGAAGCAAGAGCCAAACUCAAAGCAAAACACAAGCAUCCAGUUCAGAAAGGUUACAAAUCACAUGACUGAUCUCCAUUUUAGCACUUUGAAAGAGGAAACUAAUUAUUCAAUAUCAGCAAACUUUACAAACUACCGUCAUUAGGAUGUGAGUUAAGGUAUUUUAGAGUUAUGCCAUAGUAAUCCUCCACUGAGUGACACAACAAUCACAUUUUAUAGUGAUUGUAUCUUUUAUAACACUUUUAUAAACUGCAUAAUAUGUUAAAAAUAGUACUGUUCUGCAGAUAAUCUUCAUAUAUUCAACACUACAAAAAGGCAGAUUUGUAUCAGUUCUUUAUGAAUUCUGCACAACCUGCCUGGUUUGUGGCAGAUUCCCAGAACCUUGUGGUCUCCUGCACUAUGUUCUUCAAGACAAUCAACCCUGAAGGGUACCACCACAAUCUGUAGACACCCUAGGCAGUAUUGAGAUAAAAGAAUAAUAUAGUUAUUAUUUAUGUUUAUUUAUUUAUGGUGACUUUAUAUGAAGCCAUUAUCACCAAAAACACUUGAUUACAGAAAAAGUUUAGGGCCAUCCGUAAAAAACAAAAGAAAAAGUUUGAAAAAAAUUAGAAUUCUGACUUUUGUCAUGAAAACAAUAGUGAGAGAAAUGUCAUAAUUUUGAGAUUAGAGUCUAAAAAUUUGGGGGGGAAAGUCAAAAGUAUGACAAAAAAGUCAAAAUUACAAGAAAAAAGUCACAUUUAAAAAAAAAAGUUAGAAUUAUUAGGAAAAAGUCAGAGUUAUGACAGUACAGCACUUUGAAAGCUCUUCAUAAAUAAAUUCAUUACUACAUUAUUAAAAGUCGAAUCUCUGUUGGGAAAAAAAAUCCAAAUCGAAACAUUUUCAAGGCACUGUUUCUUUUAGGAUGGCCCUAAUCUUAAAGCUUGGAGUGUCUAGUUUGACAUAAGUUUGUAAAAGUUUUUCUCAGUGGAUUUGUAAUUCGUAAUUCGGUAUGAAAUAUAUUU